Molecule: messenger RNA, 1139 nt
Organism: Malaclemys terrapin pileata
Lineage: Eukaryota; Metazoa; Chordata; Testudines; Emydidae
Exons: 3
Coding region: 36-797 (253 amino acids)
Source: RefSeq, a predicted model, not a curated record
CGGAUGCGGGGGAAGUAUGCAGAGCACAGGUGACCAUGCAGAGCUCAUCAGCACAGGUAACCAUGCAGUCCGAGAAUCGGAAAAGAGCACCAGCAUGGACCGUAUGGGAGGUACUGGAUCUGAUUGCUAUAUGGGGAGAGGAUUCAGUGCUAGCAGAACUACAUUCCAAAAGACGAAAUGCCAAAACAUUUGAAAAAAUCUCCAAGGGCAUGCUGGAGAGAGGCAACAAUAGGGAAUCACUACAGUGCUGCGUGAAAGUUAAGGAGCUCAGAAAAGCCUAUCAAAAAACCAAGGAGGCAAACGGUCGCUCCGGGUCAGAGCCGCAGACAUGCCGCUUCUACGCCGAGCUGCAUGCAAUUCUAGGGGGGGCCGCCACCACUACCCCACCUCUGACCGUGGAUUCCGAGGCGGGGGUAAUCUCAGCCAUGCCUGAGGAUUCUGCGGACGGGGAAGAUGAGGAGGAGGAGGAUGACGACGAGCUUGCAGAGAGCACACAGCACUCUGUUCUCCCCAACAGGCGGGAUCUUUUUCUCAGCCUGACUGAAGUACCCUCCCAAGGCAUUAUCCCAGACCAUGAAGCCAUGGAAGAGACCUCUGCUGCAAAUUUUUCAAGCCUCGCUCCUCGGUCCCGAAGGCUAUCUCAGAUAAGGCGUAAAAAAAAGAGGACGCGAGAUGAAAUGUUCUCGGAAAUCAUGGAAUCCACCCGCAGUGAAAGAGCUCAUCUGAAUGAGUGGAAGGACACGGUAUCGAAGUACAGGAAAGAUGCCAGUGAACGUGAGGACAGGAGGGAUGCUUGAGAUGAGAGGUGGCAGGCUGCAACGCUGGGGCUGCUGUGUGAUCAAAUGGACAUGCUCCGGCGUCUGGUGGAGCUUCAGGAACGGCAGCAGGAGCACAGAGUGCUGCUGCAGCCGCUGUAUAACCUCCCUCCCCCCUCACCCUGCUCCAUUACCUCCUCACCCAGACGUGUAAGAAUGUGGGGGGGAGGCUCCAUGCACCCUCCCAAUCCACCCCAGUGGACAGCCCAACCAAAAGGCUGUCAUUACUUUGAACAUUUUUAGUGGCCUUUUCCUUCCCUCCUAUCCUCCUCCCAAACCCCACCCGGGCUACCUUCUCAAUUCUCUCCCUCUUUUUAUAAUCAA